AGACGGGUUGACGUCAGGGUUUGCAUUUACAUGGAUCCCGAAAACGCUUUCUGAUGUAGUCUACUCUCGUAAUUAGCUCCCGUAUGGAAUGGAUGACAUAUCGGAAGCUCAGGCUAUUCCUGUAAGACCUGAGCCGCAUCCGCUCCCGGUCACAUACACAAACAACCAACAGGGAAUCAGGGAGUGCCUUUUUUGGUUGAUUUUCUUUUACGGAGAAAUAGUCUACAGAGGCUCGAGAGGGAGAACAUACGAAAACUCCUUACUGAUAUGGCUGAGGCGAAUAUCUCGGUAACAGAGAGCCAGUUUAGGUGCCCUAUUUGCCUGGAUAUCUUGAAGGAUCCGGUGUCCAUUCCGUGCGGACACACCUACUGCAUGGCAUGCAUGACCUGUUAUUGGGACCAAACCGAACUUGGUCACUACAGUUGUCCGCAAUGUCGGGAAGAGUUCAUACCUCGACCGGUGCUACGGCGGAACACGGUGCUACAAGAAGUAGUGGACAAACUCAAACUGAACGAACUGGCUACGGCGCCGGAGUUGUAUCUAGGCGGUGUAGGGGACGUUCCGUGCGACUUCUGCCCGGUUCAGAACAAACUGAAAGCGCUCAAGUCGUGUCUGGUGUGCUUGGCGUCUUUCUGCGAGCUCCACAUCUUGCCGCACCGCGACGUGGGGACGUUGCGACGGCAUAAACUUGUUGCCGCGGUGGAGAGCUUGGCGGAAAGGCUGUGCGCGCAGCACCGUUUGGGCCUGGAGCAUGGCGGCGGCGACGGGGGCGAUGCGGUGGAGUGGAGUGGCGACUGUAUGCUGUGCGAGUCUGACCAAGAGGAACUGCACAGCAUCGACGAGCAAAGGGCGCGGCAACAGGUUCAGUUGCAGGAUUCUCGGAGGUCAGUACAGGGAAGGAUCAGGAAUAGAGAGAGGGAGCUGGAAGAGUUUCAACAGAGCAUAGAGGCCGUCAAGGCAUCAGCUGCAUUAGUCCUGGAGGACAGCAAUACCCUGUUUGUGGACCUGGCCCUCCGUCUGGAGAGGACCAGGGGGGAGGUGAGGGCCAGGCUGGAAGCCCGGGAGAGAACUGUCCUGGGCAGGGCAGAGAGAGAGCUGGAGACCCUGGAGAAUGAACUGGAGGAGCUGCGGAGGAGAGACAAGGAAAUGGGCCAGCUACUGACGAGGGAUAAUGCUCAGUUCUUACAGGAGGCUCCCCUGCUGUGUGUCCUCCCACCCACUGGGCGGCGCCCCCGAGCCCCUCUCAUCCUCCCCGCAGAAGGCUUCAGUGCAGCCCGCAGAGCUCUGUCCCACCUCAGGGCCCGCAUGGAGGAACUCUGUAGAGAGGAAGUGGACAAGAUCAGCCACGCAGUGAACGAGAGCUCCUCUGCCUGUCACAUGUCUGGUGGAGAGUGUUUGAAAGCAGUGCCUGCAUCGUUUCCUCUCUCCCCCCUCUCUCUCCAGCCUUCGGACCAGAGGAUGAGAGUAUCCUUCCUCAGGUGCUCCUGUCGUCUGUCCCCGGACCCAGACACUGUCCACCCCCACCCUGGUCUUCCUGAUGGUCCCGAUGGAUCUCUCACUCACUUAUCCUUAACCCCCUCCUCUCUCUCUCCAGGCUCCUGUCGUCUGUCCCUGGAUCCAGACACGGCCCACCCCACCCUGUUCCUCUUGGAGGGUCCCCAGGGGGCUCACUGUGGAGAGGAGCCCCAGUCCUACCCCCUCCAGCCCUUGCGCUUCGACUCCGUGGCCCAGGUCCUCUGUAGGGAGGGCCAGUUUGGAGGGGCCAGCUACUGGGAGGUGGAGUGGAGGGGAGGAGGGUGGGUGGACAUUGGGGUGACGUACAAAGGGAUCGGACGAAAAGGAGGUGGAAAACCCUGUCUGCUGGGACGCAACGAGAACUCAUGGCGUCUGAGAUGCACGCACGCCGGUUACGCCGCGUGGCACGAUAACCGGAAGACGACCGUAGCUGCGCCCCUGUGCCCGCGGAUCGGCGUGUUUCUGGAACACCAGAAGGGAGCGUUGUCGUUCUAUAGUGUGGCGUCGGACUCCGUUUCCCUGCUCCACACGUUCAGGUGUCCGUUCUCUCAGCCACUGUACCCAGCGUUUCGGUUAGACCUGGACUCCACACUGUUGAUAUGUCCACAUGAAACACACAACGGGAACUAACCUCUUCCCAUCUGUUUCUGGAUCUCUUAUUUUGACCCAAUGGGAACUCUUCCUACUGCCGAAUAAAUACCAUUGAUUACAUGUAAACACAAAUGUGUUUUUCUGCCCCAGAAAGGACCCAACAUGAACCCUGCUCUUUACUGCUCCCUGACAUCUCUCUUUCUGAACACCUUCUCUUCACCCAAUGGGAACCCAUCCUAGACCCCAAACCUAACUCUGCUGCCCUCUCUCUUUCUGAACACCUUCUCUUCACCCAAUGGGAACCCAUCCUAGACCCCAAACCUAACUCUGCUGCCCUCUCUCUUUCUGAACACCUUCUCUUCACCCAAUGGGAACCCAUCCUAGACCCCAAACCUAACUCUGCUGCCCUCUCUCUUUCUGAACACCUUCUCUUCACCCAAUGGGAACCCAUCCUAGACCCCAAACCUAACUCUGCUGCCCUCUCUCUUUCUGAACACCUUCUCUUCACCCAAUGGGAACCCAUCCUAGACCCCAAACCUAACUCUGCUGCCCUCUCUCUUUCUGAACACCUUCUCUUCACCCAAUGGGAACCCCUCCUAGACCCCCAAACCUAACUCUGCUGCCCUCUCUCUUUCUGAACACCUUCUCUUCACCCAAUGGGAACCCAUCCUAGACCCCAAACCUAACUCUGCUGCCCUCUCUUGUUAUGGCCAGAACCCUGCUUUAGCGUUGCCAGGUACCUCUACUCCUCCACUGUGUUUUUUAAAUGAACCUCCUAAAAGCUACAACCAACAACUGAUUGUUUACUCAUUGCUGUUGCUCUACAUUUCAGUCAUUUAGCACACACUCUUAUCCAGGGCAACGUACAGGAGCAAUUAAGGUUAAAUGCCUUACUCAAGGGCACAGCGACAGAUUUUUUUCACUUAGUCAGCUCUGGGAUUUAAACCGGGCAACCUUUCAGUUACUAGCCCAACACUCUUAACCGCUAGGCUACGUGCCUCCCUGAAAUAUCAACUCAAGGUGUCAACUCAGCAUAGGUCCACGGUAAGGGAUUAAUCAUUUACAUUGACAUCAAUCAAUCAUUUUUUAAGUAUCGAUGCCAAAAAACUCUAAUCUCUAACCUCUAAAAACCUCUGCGCUCAACUCUGUGGAGGCGUUGUGUUACUUGGAUAGCCUUACCUCGGCCUAUCACAAGUCACCAAACUAGUGAUGCUGAAAAGACAAUGUUGUUGUGUAAGGAGAGUCUGAACUGAGCAGCAUAUUCUAUGCAUGGCCUCUCCAUUCAAAUAUCAUUCACAAUGUGACCCUAUUGUAAACAGAGACUUCACUUCAGCAGCCAUGAAGCCAUCUUGAUCAAUCAUCCUAUUCUAUUGAUCACUGUGACUGUUACUUAACAAUAACAUCAUGUGAAACAUUGCAAUGUAGCCGAAUGUGGAAUGUAGCUAUUUCAAAAUACUAUUAGUUGGAAAGGCUUUGAAUGCCAUUAUAUCAUCAUGAAGGGACAUUGAAGUAUAGUAUAAAUAUGUAUUUGCUAUAAAGUGCAUUAUUUCAUGAGUUAUAGUGGGAUAAACUAUGCUGGGUAGCCUAUGGUUUCUAUGGCCCCAUCUCUCUCUACCUCCCCAUUCCUUCAAUAAUUUAUUUCUCUGUGACUAUUACAAUGAAUGUGUAGCUUUAGUCAUGUGGGCUGUGUAACUGUGACUGUCUUCAAUAAACCAAUUAUACAUUUUCAAUCUCAA
This is a messenger RNA of Oncorhynchus nerka (sockeye salmon), 3842 nucleotides long. Its product is annotated as E3 ubiquitin-protein ligase TRIM47-like. The record is from RefSeq and is a predicted model, not a curated record. Gene Ontology annotation, molecular function: protein binding. Bases 268 to 2145 code for a protein of 625 amino acids. The transcript is spliced from 8 exons. Lineage: Eukaryota; Metazoa; Chordata; Actinopteri; Salmoniformes; Salmonidae.